Molecule: messenger RNA, 1061 nt
Organism: Prorocentrum cordatum
Lineage: Eukaryota; Dinophyceae; Prorocentrales; Prorocentraceae
Source: the annotation of a GenBank genome assembly
GCGCCCCCUGGUGGCGCGCGCGCCAAGGGCCAGGAUUUCCCCUCGCUCGGUGGCGGUGCGCCCGCCGCGAGGCCCGCCCCCGCGCCGAAGGCCUUCCAGAUGGCGGCGGAGGCGUUCCCUGGCCUGGGGGGCUCGUCGGCCUCCUCGGGGCCUGCCGCGAAGUGGGGCGCGCAGGGCAAGGGCGGCGCUGCGCCCGGCAGGGUCGCCGACGGCUGGUCCGAGGCCGCCGAGCGUGUCCAGGAGACCGAGCCGCUGCAGGCGGCCGCGGCGCCGAGUGCGGCCGCGGCGGUGCGCUCAGCGCCGCGGACCUUCGACGGCGUCGGAGACGCCGCCUUCCCAGGCCUGGGCCCGGCGGCCAACUCCCGCGGCGGCGCGCCCGAGCCCAAGUGGGGCUCGCGAGCGCUGCCGCCCGAGAGCCUCAGGACGGCGGAGCCGCCCAGGCCCCCCGAGAAGCCCGCGGAGCCCGAGCCCCCGAAGGAGUUCCAGGGCAUCGAGGCGGCUGCCUUCCCCGACCUGCCCAUGGGCGCUCCGAGGCCCAAGCCCAAGUCGGCCGCAGCCAAAGCCGGCGCCGCGGCUGCAGCCAAAGCCGCGGCUGCCAAGGCGGCGGCGCAGCGGGCGGCCGCCAGGGCUUCGUCCAGCGCUGCUGCCGCUCCUGUCCCGACGUCCUGGGACGAAGGCGACGACUCGCCGACUGCAGGACCUGAGCCCGAGCGCGAGAAGGAGACGCUCGUGGUCAUCCACGAUCCCCUCGCUGCGGUGGCCGCCUCCGAGGAGCUCAACGCUGCUCGAGCGGCCAACAGCAAGAAGAAGGGGCAGAAGGGAAACAGGAGCAACCGGAUCUCCCUCAACGCGUGGACCGAGGGCCCGCCGCGGUGACGCCGCGCGCGUGCGUGCCGGGCUCCGUGGCCUCGGGACGCGAUGGGCCGGGCGAGGUGAAGGGGCAUGGAGAGCCGGCCGUAUUAUCUCACCCAUGUGCGUAGUAGCUUGCUCGGCGGCCUCUCUUGCACAGUAUGGCGCACGCCUCCGCUUUUCUGCGCCCGCUUGCCUACAGUUUUCGAUCC